AUGGCACCCUACGACGAUGACAGCGACUCUUCUGGCGAUGAGCAGGCAGAGUACACCGAAACCAGCGUCCUCCUUGGUUACGCUUCGAAAGAUGCCGACGACGACACAAUCAGUAAACUAGGAGGCCAGCCCGACUGGCUGGACCCCUCAGCUGCCCCCUCUUCGGCGCUGGCAAAAUGCAAGCUGUGCAAGGACGUCAUGGUCCUUCUGCUCCAACUCAACGGCGAGCUACCCGACCGAUUUCCCGGCCACGAACGGCGGCUGUACGUCUUCUCCUGCAAAAAGAAGAGCUGCCGUAGGAGGGAAGGAAGCGUCCGUGUCCUGAGGGGAGUGCGCAUCACACCAGGGAGCAAGGCUGUUGGAGCAAAGAAGGAAGCCAGGGAAGAGAAGCCGGUGCCAAAGGAGACGCCGAAGCCUCAGAGCAACCUAGGAGAGGCUCUCUUUGGCGCAAAGGGGCUCGGCUCUGCUUCUGGCUCUGCGAAUCCGUUUGCGACUUCGAGUUCGGCCGCGAGCAACCCUUUCACCACUUCCAGCAACCCUUUCAGCAGCCCGGCGAAAGCAGAAGCGGAACCCAGUGAAAGCUCCAGCGCGGAGGCCGCUGUAAAGUCCGUGGAUGAGGCUGUCAAGGACCUCCCCAAAUCUUUCGCCGAAACCCUAUCCCUUAACAACACUCAAGUAGCGUCCGAUCCUCCGCCACCACCGGAGCCUUGGCCAGCAGAGAAAGACCUGCCCGCACCGUAUCCAGUGUCUUACUUGGCUGAUGCCGACUACGAAACUCUGGAGCCUACACCACCUCCUGUAUCGCAGGCUACGGCGCGCAUGGAUAUUGACGACUCAACCGGUGGCGGCAAAGAAGACCGUGAAGUUUUUGAAUCUUCGAUGGACGCCGACUUUCAGAAAUUCGCCGACAGGCUCGCCCAGAACCCAGAGCAGGUGAUACGAUACGAAUUCGGUGGCCAGCCGCUGCUUUACUCCAAGACGGACGCCGUGGGUGAGGCCCUUGGCGGCAACCGGGGCAUUCCGAGAUGCGGCAACUGUGGCAGCAAGAGAACGUUCGAGGUGCAGAUGACACCCAAUGCCAUCGCCGAGCUGGAGGCAGAGGAACUGAGCCUGGAGGGCAUGGACUGGGGUACCAUCAUUGUCGCCGUUUGUGACUCGGACUGCCAGGCCCGUGGGGUCUCUGAGGGAGAAGCAGGCUACUUGGAAGAGUGGUCUGGUGUGCAGUGGGAGGAGCUUACUUCUAGACGAUAG
Neoarthrinium moseri is the source of this 1251-nucleotide messenger RNA. RefSeq lists its product as uncharacterized. Gene Ontology annotation, cellular component: cytoplasm. Gene Ontology annotation, biological process: maturation of SSU-rRNA. The record is from RefSeq and is a predicted model, not a curated record. Lineage: Eukaryota; Fungi; Ascomycota; Sordariomycetes; Amphisphaeriales; Apiosporaceae. The transcript has 2 exons. The coding region runs from base 1 to 1251 and encodes 416 amino acids.